Paramecium sonneborni is the source of this 430-nucleotide messenger RNA. NCBI's taxonomy places the organism in Eukaryota, Ciliophora, Oligohymenophorea, Peniculida, Parameciidae. The record is from the annotation of a GenBank genome assembly.
GGAUGGUUAUGAUGAGAUGAAAUCAGAGAAUAUUUAGAAAAAUCUAGACAAAACAAACUAAAUUGAAGUAAAUUGGUCAGACCCACUAGUUAUUUUUACCACAAGAAGUGAAAUUUUCACAAAUAUUGAUUAUAGAGAUUGGUUUGCAUCCGAAGAAAAAAAUAAAUUUUAAGAAAUUUAGCUUCUAAAAUUUGAUGAGGAAUAAACAAAGGAAUAUCUACUAAAAUUUAAAAUGUGUAGUAUUAAAAUAUUGAUUUUUGAAAUAUAUGAAUAGUAAAUAGAAAUAAAAAGAGGAAGUUUAGACUUUAGUAUGUUUGAACUAUGCUGGCAGAAAAUAUUGGAUUAAUUGGUGAAAUUUAAUGACUCAAAGUAGAAAUCUGAUGCUCUUUUGAAUUAAAAAUAAAUAGAAAGCAUUUUAGGUUUUUGAGGU